ACCAGUUGCGACGGUUAGCAACCAGCAACCUCAAAGUCAACAAACAGCAACAAAAAUCUUCAGUACAAAUAUAAUUGUAGAUAGAUCUAAGGAAACGUUAAAAUGAGUGGAAACACCUCAGCAGUUUUAGAUGUAGUAUCGGAAAAUGCGGAUAUUACAUCAAUUAUUAAAGAUGGUAAAGAAAUAAGUGUGUCACACAAUGACUGCUCCUCCCUGAUACAAUCAGCAAGUAUUGAUAGUUUCUCUACCAUCCAAGAUAUAGAAAACUUAUCUGAACUCAAUGUUGAUGAGAAUACAGAUUUGUGCAUUAAAAUUGACAAUCCACAAAAGCAUUUAGAAACCCUAGAGACCUUUAUUACUUUUAGAAUAACAUCAAAAGUAGCUAGAAUUGAAUUUUCAGAGAAUGAAUAUGUUGUCAGAAGAAGGUACAAUGACUUUCUUUGGCUCAGGCAGAAGCUACUGGAGUGCCAUCCAUUUUGUAUCAUACCACCAUUGCCAGCUAAGCACAGCCUAAUUGGCCAGCUAGACAGAUAUUCCAAAGAUUUUAUUCUAGUCAGAAUGAAGGCUCUUAAUGUGUUUAUUUCAAGAAUUGUUCAGCAUCCAAUAUUAAGUUGCAAUGAGUACUUUAAGUUAUUUAUCACUGUAAAACAACCUGAUUUUAAUUUGCUAAGAAGGCAGAGGUCUAACUCUGAUACCAAACAAGUUGCUCCCUCUUCAUUGACCCAUGCUACAUUAAAAAACAAGCAUAUUGAAUUUGAAAAGAUCAAAACUUAUUUAAAUCUCUUGGUUGAAAAGGUGAACGCUUUUGAAAAGAUCUCCAACAGAAUUUACAAAGAGAGGAAUGAACUCAUGGUGGAGUUGCAAUAUUUCUAUCCUCAUUUACAGUACUGGGCAAAUACUGAACCAGAAUUAGCAAAGUUGUUGAAUUCCAUUGCGCAUUCAACGGUGAAGAGUCUAAGUGCCCAGAAUGAGUUAGUUGCACAAUAUCCUAAUUUAAUCGCAACGCCAGUUAAAGAUUUUAGUACUUAUGUUGAUGUAGUACAAGAAGCACUGCAGAAAAGGGAAGGACACCAGGCCAUCUAUGAGAGUUCUGUAGAGGAAUUGAAUAAAAAACGUGCUGACAAGGAUAAAUUAAUGCCUGGUGGUCAACCAGUUCAAGCGCAAUCAUCUGGUUUUUCCCUAUGGAAGCAACCAACUAGUGAUGAAAAACUCGAAAAGUUAGGAGUGACCAUCCCACAGUUGACUAAGAAAAUGGAAAGCAAUCAAGACAACUUAGAAUGCGCCAAUGAGCAACUGAGAAGCGAUGUUGAACGCUGGCAGAUGGAGAAGCAGCAACUGAUUAAAAAGAUCUUAUUAGAUUUUGCGAACAAACAGAUCGAGUACUACGAGCAGAGUGUGAGUGCCUGGGAAAGUGCAAGGAAUCGUGUAUCUCAAAAUGUUGCCAAAUAAUAGAAAUAGAAGAAAAAAAAAAUACAAUUUACAUCCAUCCAAUCUCAUUUACGAUUGCAUAUUUUUCUACUUACAUUGUUUUUGUUGUUAUUUUUUUUAUUAAUGUUUACUUAUGUUGAUUUACUUAUUAAUAUUUUGUUUCAAUACUUGUUCAACAUUUACCUGGAUAACUUAUUGAUAAUAAAAAUUUCUGACACAAA
Molecule: messenger RNA, 1649 nt
Organism: Dalotia coriaria
Lineage: Eukaryota; Metazoa; Arthropoda; Insecta; Coleoptera; Staphylinidae
Product: sorting nexin-7-like
Exons: 4
Coding region: 103-1449 (448 amino acids)
Biological process (GO): protein transport; autophagy of mitochondrion; endocytic recycling
Cellular component (GO): early endosome; phagophore assembly site
Molecular function (GO): phosphatidylinositol binding
Source: RefSeq, a predicted model, not a curated record